AUGAACCUCACCACGGGCGCGAGCGUCCCAGAACUCUUAGCGCUGGACAACAUCCGCACCCAGCUCAUCCGCCUGGAGGACACUAUCAUCUUCUCGUUGAUCGAGCGUGCCCAGUUUGCGCGCAACAAGCGUAUCUACGAGGCGGGCGCGUUUGAGGCCGAAAUGGGCUCCCAGGAGCCCCUUCUCAAUUGGUUCAUCCGCGAGACCGAGAGCUUUCACGCCAAGGCGCGCCGCUACACUUCACCCGAUGAGCACCCUUUCACGCCGCGCGAGCUGCUCCCUACGCCAGUUCUUGUUCCAAUGGACUUCCCUCCCCUCUUGCAUGUCCCCGCGGCGUCCCAUCCCUCGGUCAAUGUGAAUGACAGCAUCCUCGACUUCUACGUUAGGCAUAUUGUGCCUGGAAUCACAAAGGACAAGGACGACGGCAACUACGGGAGUAGUGCCACUCGCGAUGUAGAAGUGCUCCAGGCACUCAGCCGGCGUAUUCAUUUCGGCAUGUUUGUGUCCGAGUCCAAAUUCCAGUCGGCGCCGGCCGACUUUAUCCCUCAUAUCCUCGCCAACCCACCGAACAAGGACGCGCUGGCUGCGCUCAUCACCAAGCCAGCGGUUGAGGCGCGCUUAUUGGCACGCCUAGCCAACAAGGCCAAGGUGUACGGGUGUGAGAUGGAUGCGGACGGACACGUGAUUGAGGACACGGCGACGCGGAUCGACAUCAAGGCCGUCGUUGCACUGUACCACGACUGGGUUAUCCCUCUGACAAAGGAGGUUGAGGUCGAUUAUCUUGUUCACCGGCUCGACGAGGUGCCUCAGUCGCAGAUUGACGAGUGGAUGGGCACCGCAUAG
Molecule: messenger RNA, 843 nt
Organism: Cutaneotrichosporon cavernicola
Lineage: Eukaryota; Fungi; Basidiomycota; Tremellomycetes; Trichosporonales; Trichosporonaceae
Gene: ARO7
Exons: 5
Coding region: 1-843 (280 amino acids)
Biological process (GO): aromatic amino acid biosynthetic process; chorismate metabolic process
Cellular component (GO): cytoplasm
Molecular function (GO): chorismate mutase activity
Source: RefSeq, a predicted model, not a curated record